UGAUGCGUUGACUAGAGAGCCUUAAUACUUCAUCUGUUUCUUUGCUCUGUUUUUUCUGAUAUUAAAAUACUUCAGAAAACUUAGAGAGAAUAACAAGAGUUUGUAGCUUCUGUUUUGGAAAGGACUCCUUUUUUGGUAAUUUUUUGGUAGAGGAAAACAUGAGCAUUGCUGGAAACACGUUACAGAAGUAGAAAAUGGUCGUAAAUGGAUAUGCAAAUAUUGUAAUGAUAAGUUUAGUGGAGGAGCUUCAAGAAUUGAAGCACAUCUGGGGUUGAAUGGCAAAGGUGGAGGCAUUAGGCGAUGCUCCAAUUAUCCUCCUGUGGCUGGUAAAGAAGGAGUUCACAACAAUAUGGCAUCCACUUCAAGUAAUCCACCAUCGGAAGUUGCGGUUAAUAGACUUUAUUCAACACAAUAUCGAGUGGCUGAAGGUAUUCCCGAGAUGAUUUGCGCUCCUACCAGCAGCUCAGUGAACCAUCAAAAUAAUGCCGAAAUCAUGAAUUUAUCUGAAGGUGUGAACGGUAGCGAUGGUAACAGAAGUGUUUCCGAAAGUGAGAUUGAUCAAAUAAAACAAAUGGUUCUUGAUUUAGAAUGUGAGGAAAAUGAUAUUGCAAAGCAACAGCAAUCGUUGGAAUCUCGGGGCAAAAAGCGCAAUCGAGAAGUUGAUGUAUGGCUGAGAAAAUUACAAGAUAUGAAAGGAAACCUCUCAAAUGACACUUAUGAUGUAAGUGAAUUAAAAGAAAAUUUAAAAAGGCACAAGGAAGAGAAACCUCUCACUCUAUCGACUGAAUUUGUUGGGAAACAAUUAGACUUACAUAUCAAGAGAGUGUCUAAACUUCUAGAGGAUGAUAAAGUGUUUGUUGUUGGCAUAUGUGGAAUGGGAGGAGUGGGAAAAACUAUACUUGCAACUCUUGUGGAGAAUGAAGUAAAAAGGAAAGCAAGUUUUAAGGAUGUGUUUUGGGUCACUGUUUCUCACAAUUAUAGCAUCUCAAAACUGCAAAAUGAUAUAGCAAAAAGAAUAGGUGUGAAGCUUGAUGAAGACGAUGAAAGAAUUAGAGCAGAAAAUUUGUCUCUGGCAUUGGAGAAAAAGGGAAAAUCAAUUCUUAUUUUGGAUGAUGUUUGGAAUUAUAUUGAUUUGCAGAAGGUGGGAAUUCAUCAAAAAGUGAAUGGCAUUAAAGUGAUUUUGACAACUCGGUUGAAACAUGUAUGUCACCAGAUGGAUUGUCAAACAAAUGGUAUAAUACAAAUUUUUCCUCUUGGUUGCCUCAAAGAAGUUGAAUCUGAAUCUGAAGUUGAUGAAGAUGAAGAUGAUGAAGAUUGGGAGUUGUUUAUGCUAAAACUUGGACAUGAUGAAACACCUAGGACACUUCCACAUGAAAUAGAAGAGAUUGCGAGAUGCAUUGUAGAGAGAUUUAAGGGUUUACCACUUGGAAUCAACGUGAUGGCUAGAGCUAUGGAUGGGGUUGAUGAUAUUCAUCAAUGGAAACAUGCAUUAAGCAGACUUCAAAAAUUGGAAAUGAGGCAAGUGGUGGAAGAAGUCUUUAAAGUAUUAAAGUGUAGCUAUGAUAAUUUGAUGGAAAAAGACUUGCAAAACUGUUUUUUGUAUUGCGCAUUAUUUUCUAUUGAUGAUGAGGGUUGGAAGAUUAACAAAGAUGAGUUCAUCAUGAAGCUAGUUGACAAUGGACAGAUAAAUGAGAAUAUGUCUUUGGAAGAAAUAUUUGAUGAAGGGAAUACCAUAUUGAAUAAGCUUGAAUCCCAUUCUUUGAUUAGUUCUACUAAUAAUUCUUCGGUAUACACACAUCCCUUAGUGAGAAACAUGGCCUGUUAUAUCUUGAAAGAGUGUCAAAGGAAUGUUAUAGUAAAGUUGAAUAAGAGAUUGACCGAGAUACCUCUCUCACACAGAUGGGCAACUGAUUUAGAGUUGGUUCAUAUGCGGGAUUAUGACAUAGAAGAAAUCCCAGAAGGCAUGUCACCUAAUUGUCCGAAGUUGUUAGCCUUGAUUUUAAAUGAAUUGUCCAUUAGUCGUGUUCCAGAGAGUUUUUUUAUCUAUAUGAAUAAUCUAUCAAUACUGGAUUUAUCAUAUAAUGAAGACCUAGAAUCUUUGCCAGACUCCAUCACUAAGUUGAGGUCUCUUGUUUCUUUAAUACUAAAAGAAUGUGAUUCACUGAAACAUGUGCCCUCAUUGGGAGAAUUACAGACAUUGUCAAGAUUGGUCAUUUCAAACACUUCUAUUGGAGAAGUUCAAGGCUUGGAAAAACUAAUAAAAUUGAAGUGGCUUGAUCUAUCAUGCAAUAAGAGUUUGAAUUUGGAAUUAGGGUCUUUGUCCAAUUUGACCAAAAUGCAAUAUCUUGAUCUUCGAAAUACCUGUGCUAUGAUGGCAGUAUAAGAUGUUCAAGGAAUGAAUAUGCUGGAAUGUUUUGGAGGCACCUUUGACUGCAAAGAUUACGACCGUUAUAGGAAAACAAAGCUUGAGCUCAAAGCAUAUCAUCUCACUUUCGCAAAUGUAUGUGGUCAAGAAAUAAGGAUGGAUGAUUAUGUUGAUUUGAAAAAAUUUGACAGUGAUCCUAGCACCAAGACAAUACAAUUUGGAGAUUGUAAAAAUUUGGGCCACAAACUGCCUAAAGACCUUACAUGUCUGCAUAUACUUAAAAAUAUUCACUGGGUUCGCUUAUGUGAUGCUCUGUCACUUAACGAUUCUUUGAAGAUGAUUGACAUUAUCAGUUGCCGACAACUUGAGAGCUUGUUUUGUUCAUCCGGUUCUUGUUCCUUUUGCACCAAUAUUCACAAGCUGGAAGUUUUGGAACUUCAAAGAUUGGAAAGUUUAACUGUUGUCUAUAAAGUUGUUGACCAAUCUUUGUCAUGGAGUGGCAUAU
Messenger RNA from Medicago truncatula (barrel medic), 2870 nucleotides. RefSeq names its product disease resistance protein UNI. Bases 350 to 2383 code for a protein of 677 amino acids. The record is from RefSeq and is a predicted model, not a curated record. Gene Ontology annotation, molecular function: ADP binding. The transcript has 3 exons. NCBI's taxonomy places the organism in Eukaryota, Viridiplantae, Streptophyta, Magnoliopsida, Fabales, Fabaceae.